Candida dubliniensis CD36 is the source of this 561-nucleotide messenger RNA. RefSeq lists its product as uncharacterized. The record is from RefSeq and is a predicted model, not a curated record. The transcript has a single exon. Lineage: Eukaryota; Fungi; Ascomycota; Pichiomycetes; Serinales; Debaryomycetaceae. The coding region runs from base 1 to 561 and encodes 186 amino acids.
AUGGCAUUACCCACAAUCCAAUCUUUCAAAAAACUGUCAUCAGAAGAUAAAAGACAAGUGCUUGAUCACUUGUUUGAACCAUGUAAUACAUUAUCCAAUUUUGUAUUCAUAAAAGUCCUCCAUCAACAAUACAAUACAUACCCAGAGUUUAUCAACAUUGUCAGAAAAGAGCUACUUGAAUUUUUGAAACAAAGUGAAACUUUCCAAUCUCAAUAUCAAGGUGAAAUAAACCCGGUGAUAAAUGAAAUUAUUUCGGCCCACCCCAGAUUAGGUGAACCUAAAAAGGAAACCCUUUCAGUGCAUUCAAAUAAUGAACAGAAAACUUUGAAUAGUGACCCUGAGAUUAUCAAGAAAUUGAAAGAAUUAAAUGCUGCUUAUGAAAAGACAUUUCCUGGAUUACGUUAUGUUGUUUUUGUCAAUGGUAGAACUAGACAUGAAAUAAUGGAUAAUAUACAAAAAAGAAUUGAUCGAAAUGAUAUAAAGUUGGAAAGAGUAGAAGCUUUUAAUGCUAUGUGUGAUAUUGCAUUAGAUAGAGCUAAUAAAUUAGGUAUUAAAUUGUAA